Molecule: messenger RNA, 798 nt
Organism: Clunio marinus
Lineage: Eukaryota; Metazoa; Arthropoda; Insecta; Diptera; Chironomidae
Source: the annotation of a GenBank genome assembly
UAUUCCCAAUAGAAAAAGAAAAACUUUCUGAUCAAUUUUCACCCUCAUAAGACAAUUAAUUUUCCAUCACAACCACACAAACUUUCCUAUCAUAAUUACAUCUAAAAAUAAGAUUCAAUUUAUUCUUGCAAUAAUUGAAUUAAUGUUUAAUAAUGUUCUGAAAGCAACAAGUUGACAUGCGCUUGGGUGCGAAAAUAUUUGUAUAAAAAGGAAAAAUCUCAACAAUUCAGCAUCAGUUUGAAUAAGAAAGUUCCAAAGAAAAUUUACUUAAAGAAAAAUAAAGUCACAGUCAUGAUGUCAAUCAAGUCGAUCAUAUCAUUAACAUUCGUUGUUUUAUUGAUUUUCACAAUCUCAUCAUCAGUCGAUGCUGCUUUUAAGAAGCUUCCAAUGAACGGCUCGAUGUUUGGCAAACGAGGAACAUCAAUUGAAUACGAAUCAACAGCACAGAAAGCUUUAACCGCCAUGUGUGAAGUUUGUCAAUCGUGGUUCAAUCAAGACAACUACGUCAAUUGAAGCAACCAAAACGAUGAACGAUGACGAUCCAAUGACUUCUCUCCUAAUCCUGACUACGACUACCAUCAACUUUAUCUAAUCACAAUUUGAGUUUCAAGCAAAUUUAAAAAAUGACAAAAAAAAUUAAAGUUUCUCACAACUCAAACCUUUUUUAAUAAAUAAAUUAAAGAAAAAUCUUUAUUGAUUUUAUUUAAACUUUAUUUUGUUUUUGUUCCGUUCUCUUGACUCAAAUAUAAAUUUUAAUCAAAUUAACAAGACAUUUAAUAAAAAAAUUAUUAAUUCAAU